CUCGACCUCCCGAGUCAGACAGAUCCGUGAGGUGUCACCAGACUAUUCUUCUCAACUAUUUGACCCGUAAAACCAAAACAAACACACCAAUUAGGGUUUAUCUCCCCAAAUUCUAGGGUUUCAAAUCCCCAAUUCCCCCAAAUCAAGCCUCCAUGUCGAAACGCAAGUUCGGAUUCGAAGGCUUCGGAAUCAACCGCCAGCAAACCUACAACUUCGACAAAUCGCAAGCUCCGCAGCGCCUCUACGUCCCGCCAUCCUCUCGCAGCCACGACAAUUUCGAAGACACCGAUCUCGACAACAUCGAGUACGACGAGCACGACGGAGUGUCAGAACAGGAGCAUACUAUUAGUCAUGACGACGGUGCAGAGAUUGAUCCGUUGGAUGCGUUUAUGGAGGGGAUUCACGAGGAGAUGAAAGCGGAGCCGAAAGCGAAGGCGAAGGUGCUGGAGAAGUACGCGAGUGACGAGGAGGAUGAUCCGAUGGAGAGUUUUUUGAAGGCGAAGAAGGAUGUGGGGCUGGCGUUGGCGAGUGAGGUGAUGAAUGCGGGGUAUAAUAGUGAUGAGGAGGUUUAUGCGGCGGCAAAGGCGGUGGAUAAUGGGAUGGUGGAGUAUGAUGAUGAGGAUAAUCCGAUUAUGGUUGAUAAGAAGAGGAUUGAGCCGAUUGCACCGUUGGAUCAUAGUUGUAUUGACUAUGAGGCUUUUAAUAAGGAUUUUUAUGAGGAGAAACCGUCGAUUUCAGGCAUGACAGAGCAAGAUGUUUCUGAGUACAGGAAGAGCUUAGCCAUCCGUGUUUCUGGUUUUGAUGUGCCAAGGCCUGUCAAGACAUUUGAGGACUGUGGAUUUUCAGCUGAGAUAAUGAAAGCAAUAUCUAGACAAGCAUACGAGAAGCCUACGUCAAUACAAUGUCAAGCUUUUCCAAUUGUGCUCUCCGGAAGAGAUAUUAUUGGUAUAGCAAAGACUGGUUCAGGUAAGACUGCUGCUUUUGUGCUUCCUAUGAUAGUCCAUAUUAUGGAUCAGCCCGAGCUUGAGAAAGAAGAGGGUCCUAUUGGAGUUAUAUGUGCACCUACCAGAGAGCUAGCACAUCAAAUAUAUUUAGAGGCCAAAAAGUUUUCAAAAUCCAACGGAAUACGUGUGUCUGCAGUAUAUGGUGGAAUGUCUAAACUUGAACAGUUUAAAGAACUGAAAGCAGGAUGUGAAAUAGUUGUUGCUACUCCAGGGAGGUUGAUAGACUUGCUAAAGAUGAAGGCCCUGACAAUGUCAAGAGCAACUUACUUGGUUCUUGAUGAGGCUGAUCGAAUGUUUGACCUUGGAUUUGAGCCACAGAUUAGGUCCAUUGUUGGUCAGAUUAGGCCCGAUCGUCAGACAUUACUCUUUUCCGCAACAAUGCCUCGUAAAGUUGAGAAGCUUGCAAGAGAAAUUCUCACUGAUCCAAUAAGAGUUACUGUAGGCGAAGUUGGUAUGGCCAAUGAGGAUAUUACUCAAGUUGUUCAUGUAGUCCCUGCAGAUGGUGAGAAGUUCCCUUGGCUUCUUGAAAAGCUACCUGGUCUAAUUGAUAAUGGUGAUGUUUUAGUUUUUGCCUCGAAAAAGGCGACAGUAGAUAUGCUCGAAACACAACUGGCUGAAAAGGGAUUUAAAGUUGCGGCUCUUCAUGGUGAUAAAGAUCAAGCAUCUCGUACAGAAACGCUACAAAAGUUCAAAUCUGGAGUAUACCAUGUUCUUAUCGCAACAGAUGUGGCUGCCCGUGGUCUUGAUAUCAAAUCAAUUAAAUCAGUGGUGAAUUUUGAUAUCGCAAGAGAUAUGGACAUGCAUGUUCAUCGUAUUGGUAGAACAGGUCGGGCAGGGGACAAAGAUGGGACUGCUUACACUCUUAUCACACAGAAAGAGGCACGGUUUGCUGGCGAUCUAGCUAAUAGUUUAGUUGCUGCUGGUCAGGAUGUGCCCAUGGAGUUGAUGGAUCUUGCAAUGAAGGAUGGAAAAUUCAGAUCGAAACGUGAUGCACGAAAAGGAGGUGGCAAAAGAGCAAAAGGAAGGGGAGGAGGUGGCAAUCGAGGUGUGCGUGGGGUGGACUUUGGUCUGGGUAUUGGAUAUAAUACAGAAUCUAAAAGUGCUCCAUCACAAGUUGUUCCUGGUCGUUCUGCAGCUGUGAACUCAUUGAAGACAGGGAUGACGUCACAAUUUAAAAGCAGUUUUGUUGCUGCUUCAUCUGGUUCCCUUAAUGCAGGGUUGAGUAAUAGUUCAGGCAUGCAAGCUGGCAACAGGGUGUUGCGUGGUUUUGUGUCGGGUGGUUCUAUUGGGGGAGGCAUGCAUACUCCUCCAACAAGCAGCCAGGUGAAUCCUUCUCCUGUGCAAAGUGGGCCAAGAAGCUCAGAGAGCAGAGGAAACACAAGUCAAAAGAACUCAGAAAGUUCUAAAGAAAGAGCAAGAGAAAGACGAAGACCCUCGGGCUGGGAUCGUUAAAUUUCUCAGUGGGAGGAUGUUUGUAAGUUAAGUUUAAUGCAAUGUUUAGCUCCACUUUUUGUUCAACCCUAUGUAUUGCCACCCUGAAAGUUCCCCAAUGUUCCGUGCUGCUUAUAUUCUAUUAUCUUGUACAAUAGAAUAGUGUUUGAGUAUACCUUUUUGGAGCAUAUUAAUACGCAUUAAGGUUCUUGUUCUUUUCUGGUUA
Daucus carota subsp. sativus is the source of this 2661-nucleotide messenger RNA. Its product is annotated as DEAD-box ATP-dependent RNA helicase 24. Bases 153 to 2456 code for a protein of 767 amino acids. NCBI's taxonomy places the organism in Eukaryota, Viridiplantae, Streptophyta, Magnoliopsida, Apiales, Apiaceae. The transcript has 5 exons. Gene Ontology annotation, molecular function: RNA binding; ATP binding; RNA helicase activity. The record is from RefSeq and is a predicted model, not a curated record.